Molecule: messenger RNA, 2073 nt
Organism: Rhododendron vialii
Lineage: Eukaryota; Viridiplantae; Streptophyta; Magnoliopsida; Ericales; Ericaceae
Product: 3-ketoacyl-CoA synthase 11-like
Exons: 3
Coding region: 305-1858 (517 amino acids)
Biological process (GO): fatty acid biosynthetic process
Cellular component (GO): membrane
Molecular function (GO): acyltransferase activity, transferring groups other than amino-acyl groups
Source: RefSeq, a predicted model, not a curated record
CCUCCUCUCUCUCUCUCUCUCUCUCUCUCUCUCUCCCCUCCUCCUCCUCUCUCUCCUCCCCCUUUAAAAAUCCUCUCACUCCCCACCUCUGUAUCCCUCCAAUAACCAUCCCCCCUCUCUCUCUCUCCAAACUUCAACCAAUCUCUUCUCUUCCAUUUUCUCUUGGCAUUUAUCCUAACCUCCAUAUAUAUAUAUAUAUAAAAAACCCCAUUGGGUGAAACAUCAAAUUGAAUCUCUGCGUUGGGAAAAUAAUCCCAAUCACCUCCAAAUUACUGGGUUUUGGUGCGAUUCAGUUCCUCAAUCGAUGGCGGAUCAGAACGACCCGAACCCAGAAACCAGACUGCAGGGAACAAGAACCAGAACGAACCCCCUCCCGAAUUUCCUCUUAUCGGUCAAGCUCAAGUACGUGAAACUGGGCUACCACUACCUGAUCACCCACGCCAUGUACCUCCUUAUCACUCCCCUCCUGAUCCUCUCUCUCCUCCACCUCUCCUCCCUCACCCCCGACGAUGUGCUCCACCUCUGGUCCCACCUCAAGUUCAACCUCGUCACCGUCGUCCUCUGCUCCGCCCUCAUGGUUUUCCUAGCCACGUUGUACUUCAUGAGCCGCCCCAGGAAGGUAUAUCUCGUAAACUUCGCGUGUUAUAAACCAGACCCGGAACGUAUGUGCACCCGGGAGCUUUUCAUGGAGCGGUCAGCCCAAGCAGCAUCUUUCACAGAGGAGAAUCUGGCCUUCCAGAAGAAGAUUCUAGAAAGGUCCGGACUGGGCCAGAAGACGUACUUCCCGGAGGCGAUUCUGGAGUUACCGCCAAACCCGUGUAUGGCAGAGGCGAGGAAGGAGGCGGAGAUGGUGAUGUUUGGGGCCAUUGAUGCGUUGUUGGAGAAGACAGGGGUGAAGCCCAAGGACAUUGGGAUACUGAUUGUGAAUUGCAGCUUGUUCAAUCCGACGCCGUCGCUCUCGGCUAUGGUGGUGAAUCAUUAUAAGUUGAGGGGGAAUGUAUUGAGCUACAAUCUUGGUGGGAUGGGGUGUAGUGCUGGGUUGAUCUCCAUUGAUCUUGCCAAACAAAUGUUACAGGUGCACCCUAACUCGUACGCCUUGGUAGUAAGCAUGGAGAACAUAACCCUAAAUUGGUACUUCGGCAACAACCGGUCAAUGCUGGUGUCAAACUGCCUCUUCCGAAUGGGCGGGGCCGCCAUCCUCCUCUCCAACCGCUCCUCCGACCGCCGCCGCUCCAAGUACCAACUCAUUCACACCGUCCGCACCCACAAGGGCGCAGACGACAAGUGCUAUGGCUGCGUCUUCCAGGAAGAAGACGACAACAAGAAAAUCGGCGUCGCCUUGUCGAAAGACCUAAUGGCCGUAGCCGGAGAAGCCCUAAAAACCAACAUUACCACUCUAGGCCCUCUCGUCCUCCCGAUGUCUGAACAACUCUUGUUUUUCGCGACACUUGUUGCCCGAAAAGUGCUCAAAAUGAAAAUCAAACCGUACAUUCCCGAUUUCAAAUUGGCGUUCGAGCAUUUUUGUAUUCACGCCGGGGGCAGGGCGGUUCUGGACGAACUGGAGAAGAAUUUGGACUUGAGCGAGUGGCAUAUGGAACCUUCCAGAAUGACUCUAUAUCGAUUCGGGAAUACUUCUAGUAGCUCGUUGUGGUACGAACUAGCGUACACCGAGGCGAAAGGGAGGAUCAGGAGAGGGGAUCGGACGUGGCAGAUCGCGUUCGGAUCGGGCUUCAAGUGUAACAGCGCCGUCUGGAAAGCGUUGAGGACCGUCGAUCCGGCCAAGGAGAAGAACCCUUGGAUGGAUGAGAUUCAUGAGUUCCCUGUUCAUGUGCCUAAAGUGGCACAAAUUGUUUCUUGAUAAAUUUUUUUAAAUUUUAUUAUUAUGGUAUUUUUAUAUUAGGGGGCCGGGGGUUCAUAUUUGUUUUUGGUCACAACAUUGGAUUGUGGCAUGUUUCUGGGGAGAAAUUAGUCAUUUCUUUGCCAUUUCUUUUGUUUUCUUCUUUUUCAUUUUCUUUUUGGGUUCUCAGUGUUGAACAGUUGUUGUGUUCAAUAUACUCCAGAAUGGUUGCUUAA